This is a messenger RNA of Prorocentrum cordatum, 1108 nucleotides long. The record is from the annotation of a GenBank genome assembly. NCBI's taxonomy places the organism in Eukaryota, Dinophyceae, Prorocentrales, Prorocentraceae.
GUCAACCCUGGAGCCGCGGAGCGGCUCCUUUCGGUUUUUUUUCCAAGUGCGAAAACGCUUUGACGUGAGGCUGGCAGACCCGACCACAAGGGCCACGAUGCCACCCUCGGAGAUGGUUGAGGCCGUCCAUCGCGAUCUUUUCGCGCGCGAUAGGAACGAUUUUGAGCAGGACCCGGAAGCCGCGGAGAACAUGGAGAGACAGGUCGCCAGGAUCACGAAAGCGGGUGCCCUGGAGGGCGCGCCUGCUCUGUCACCCCCGUAUUCGGACACGGAAGUGAUCGCUGUGCUGGGGGCUUUAAGACCAGGCACACGCACGCUGCAUGGCUGCUACGCCGCCCUCCGGGCGGAGGCCCCGGCAGGGAUACGCCUGACUAAGGCCCUGAUGAACCUGGCACGCGCCGCCUGUGUGACUGCGAGAAUCUGGUCGCUGCGGCAGAUCACGCCUCUUCGCAAGAGUGGCCCGGCCACCGUGCGUGCCGUGUCCGCCUUGCGGCCGAUUUCAAUCGCCACGGAGAAGGCGUCUGUUCAGGACGCCCUCUGGAUUACUCGGAAAAGCGGUCUGCUAGAGGCGUUUUGUGGGUCAUGCCAGCAAGGUGGCGUUGGAGACGCCCUUACCCUUGUCGUGGGCUUGGUCCUGCCAGCCCAGCUGCGCCGCACGCAGGGCCUCUACACCUGGUGGGCCCUCGCGGACGGGAAGUGGGCUUUUGAUGUGGCGUCGCGCCAGGCCAUGUUGUCAGGUGUCUUCCAGGCCGGCGUGCGUGGGCCGGAUUGGCUAAUCCUAGACGACGUAAUGGCGCAGGGCAAGCGUUUUUCCGCGCAUGUUUUCAACACCCAGCUCCGCUGGCUCGCGAAUGACAGAGCGGACGUGCUCCCAAAGGGCUGUCGCACGAUCGUUCCGCCAUUCGCCCGGGCAGCUUUGCUCGACGCGGUGGAAGACGCGCCGCCGGUGCACUGCGCCGCCCCACCGCGGGAGGAGCUCCAGCUCGACGGUGCCGUGAGGGAGGCGUCGCGUCUGGCAGCGGCGGAAUCGACGCCGUGGCCGCAGGCGAGGCACUUCCUGAGCGGGGCCCUGAGUGAGCUGUCGUCGCUGGCCAAUCGCCUUGACGUG